Messenger RNA from Leishmania braziliensis MHOM/BR/75/M2904, 7422 nucleotides. RefSeq lists its product as hypothetical. Gene Ontology annotation, biological process: positive regulation of autophagy; negative regulation of TORC1 signaling. Gene Ontology annotation, cellular component: GATOR1 complex. The transcript has a single exon. Bases 1 to 7422 code for a protein of 2473 amino acids. The record is from RefSeq and is a predicted model, not a curated record. Gene Ontology annotation, molecular function: GTPase activator activity. Lineage: Eukaryota; Euglenozoa; Kinetoplastea; Trypanosomatida; Trypanosomatidae.
AUGCAUGACGGAAGGCGCUUCGCCACCACGACGUCGUCCUCAGCUGCCGCUGAGAGUGUGCAAACACUCGUCGAGGCCAUCGUGGAGCUGCGCCCUUCCUCUUCCUUCCAGCCUUUUCACAAUAGCCACAGCGCCUGUGGCGGUGGAGUGAGCGGCAGCCACAAUUUCGCACUCCAGACCCCUGGCAGCCCGCCCACAAGCAACGUCGGUGAUGGAACGACCAGCUUCCUCGGCCUACCCGCACGGACGCAGAGCACCUCUUCGGUAGGCGCUAGCUCCUACGUCGACCUGAUGACAGCGUCGUCCUUAAUUUCCCCCUCCCCUGGCAGCAGUUUUGCCGGUGCUGGCAGUGGCGAAGGCGGCAACAUGACGUCCGCGCCGUCUGUAUCAACGAAUCGGGGCGGCGAGUCACCGCACUCCUCCGCUGCGUUGACUCGUGGAAGCCCUUCAAUUUCCGCCACCACCGUCGGUGUCGCACACAGCGGCGCCUUCUCAGCGGCGUUGCGGCAGAGCGGUACUGUCAGCAUGAACGCAGGCGCGAUUAGCAGCUCCAGCUUUACAAGCACCCCACCGAUGAACAGCGCCACGAGCGCGGCUGCUGGCGCUGGUUCUGGCUGCGGAGCAGCAGGCGGCGGCGCCGCCGCCGCCGGGGCUGGCGGGCCGUGCCCCCUUAUGCACCCGUCCGGUGGAUGGAUCUGCCGCGCCAUGGCGUUUAAUGAAAAGGAGGUGAGCCACGCAAAUGGCGCCAUCAGCGUCAACCAGUCCCUCACCUCGAAGUGUCCCCUUAUUAACGAGGUUGCCAAGGGCAAAAUUAUGGCGCGCAUCCUGAGCUCGUACCAGGAGGUGCAGGAGCGCUACGGGCUGUCACACGUUGAGUUGACUGUGGAUAACCAGUACCUCAGCCGUUCCGACAUGUUUCUCAUAUCGGAGGUGCUUCGGGAGCGCAUCCUGUACGAGGGCGAGGAGAUGCACGUCUGCAGCUUCCGCAUUCGCGUGCGAGAGAUGCUGCAGGCGGUAGUGACUUCGCCCAGCAGGGCAGCAAGCAGCACCGGCCUACCCACUGGAGUAGCUUCUUCCGGCGGCACUACGAGCACUGCAGUUCCUGGUGUUGGGGCUCCAGAGAAUGGCAUCAACAUCGGUGCCGGUGCCGUGGGGGCUGGUGGGCUCGCUGGGACCGCUGUAGCAUCCGCGGCGGGCGCCGUCGCGUACAUCCGCGUCGGGAGUGGGAUUGUGCUGCCCACUACCCGCAUCAACUUCCAGUCCCUGUCGCCGAUUCACUACAUCCUCCUCGAGCUAUCGCACGAGAUGUGGGAGACAACUAUGGAUGGCCGCAUAGCGCUCACCUUGGCCAUCCGAAAAUUCCUCAGCGAGCUGCUGCUGAAGCAGUUGCCGAAGCGCAAAGCUUCCCCGCAUAUCUGCGUCGUCUUCACAGGACGACUGAAGAGGGAAUUUCAGUACGGCCGACUCAGGGACGUCUUUCAUCUGCUGGAUUUGCCACGAGAUCUGCGCAGCAACGUUGACAUUGUGGAGGAGAUCCGCAUGCACUGCGAGGCGCUUGUCGAUCGCGUACUGCGGGAGGUGCAGGGCUCCGCUUACCGGCAGCUGGAGACCGAGGUGCGGGCGUACCGCGAGGCCGCUACGGCAUCCCACUCGCGCGCCAGUGGGUCCAAGAGUCCGCGAUGCUGGCCAGCGAACGACGGCGACGACUUGAACGUCGUGACGCAUUCACUUCAGGAGAAGGAGAUGAGCGGCAUCACCUCCACGACCAGCACCACGAACCUGUUCCCUGCAACUGGCGAGACUCUGAAGCGGGCCCGCACCAGCGCAGCUUUUUCUGCCGCCGCGGCUGCCACGGAAGCCACUUUUGACUCCUACGUGCGAGCUCGCCAGCAGUGCAUCGAUGACAUCACGGCGAAGCGGUUGUUCGUGCAUGCGAAGCAGUCGAACACGCUCGAGGCACUCAGCAUUUUGCUGGAGCGGUGCACUCACAACUACAUUGAUCGUAAUCUCACGCUCUGCGGACAUGCUGUGACGGUGGUGUCGGCCGGCAAGGGCUUCUAUCAAGUCACGAAUAAUCUUGUGCAGGUUGUCUGUGCUCGGUUGCACGACAUAGGCCUAGAGAAGGUGCAUGUCGUCUGCGUCGGCCGCCCUCCGCUGCACGUGACACCACUGCUGGAGUACACCUCCAACGACGAAACACUGCGGUCGCAGUACCACCUGCACAGUUGCGCGCUGUCGGGUGCCGGCGCGGGCGCUGGCGUGCGCGGGAUGGCGGGUAGAGUGCCUACCCCAUUACACUCAGGGGAGGCGGAGCGCUACUACGAGACUCCGGAGUGGAUGUCUGUCUUCUUCUUCCACGCCUCUCUUCACUACAAAAGCGGCGGCGAGACGGUCUUUGAGCUCCUGCCCGAGGAGUGCUGGCAGCGGGAGUACUCGGUGAUGGCGGCCCUCAAGGCACUACGGCCGGCGCAGCCACAACCACAGCAGCAAGCGCGUCAGCAGCAGUCCCAGUCGUACGCGGCGUCAGCGAUGCUUCCUGGUGGUGUGACUGGUGACGGUGGUGUGGAGGAUGGCAACGCCUCCGUCGGUGCGGGCGCGACGAGCGGCGUGCAGGGGAGGGACAGAGUCGCUGCGGCUGCGGCGAUGAUGAGCUCCUGUGGAAGCCACGGCACCACCACUGGAGAGGCGUCCCUCCCGGGCGUCCAUCUACCUCUGCUCAUUCCUGGGUUGGGGCUGCGCACCUACCCAGUGCCUGAGGUGACCCUUCCAGUGCACCCUUCCUCUGCCAGCUCACUUCUGUGCGCUGAUCGCUGGGGCGUUGCUGCAUCGGGGUCACCGUAUACCGCAGCGCCUUCUAGGGCGGCCGCGGGCGUUGCUGUCGCUGCAGGUGGCCUAAGAAGUGCUUUUUCUCAGCCUCUUGCCCCUUUGCACCUGCAGUCGUGCGCCGCCGAUCCCUUGAGCGUCUCGUGGACCGGCAGCAUUGGCGCCGAGCACGCCCCGUCACCGAUGUCGCCACUGGGCACCUCUAGCGGCAAAGCAGCAGCAGCAGCAGCAGCAGGCAGCUGGCUGGGCGCGGCGGCUCCGGUGUCGGCAUCGUCCAAGUGCAGUAGCCCUCUGUUGGUGCGCGCCACGACCACCAACAGCAGCCUUUUUGCCUCGCUGACGGCCCCAUCGCAGGGGCUCAUGCCACGCGGGGUGACUGGCACGGUCACAUUGGCGGCGCACGCCACGGCUAGGCAACCGACGCAGCUGCAACAAGGAGCACUACCGAUGCUUACCUCCAACGCACUACCGCACACAGCCGCUUGCGGUCCGCUCCUGCAGCAGGCGCGAUAUGUCCCACCCCGCCACACAUUCAGCAGCAUGCCGUUCACCGCAGCGGGAGCGCAUAGUGGCGGCAUCUUGGGUAGUGAAGCCGCCCUUGCAGCGACGACGGGAGCUUGGUCCUCCGCUCAGCAGCGGCGCUCCCGCACAGGGGUUACUACGGCGUUGGGUGCAGACCCUCACACGAUGGCGGUGGCGCCAUCUGCGUUCGGUGGUGGCCGACUCAGCUACCCUGGCAACCUACCGUCCUCUUACGCUACCGGCUGUAAACCAACGCUGCACAUAAGCCGUUCCUUCGAUCACAAGACGACUGCGAACCCCGAAUACCACUCCCUCGGCGCCUUCGAGGACUCUGUGCGCAGCGUCAGCUCGUCUGCGCUGGUCCCGUACAACAGUGCACCACGCCUGCAAACUCGCUCGCUGCUGUGGCGCGAGGGCAGCACCUCCAAGUCAAGCGUGAAUUCUAUUGGCACCUCCGUGGCAGCCGUGGCCACCUCCGUGGGCACAGACCUCGGUGUCAGUGGCAAUAGCACCGGCGGUGGGCUGCGGUCUGUGCAACUGCGGCUCGAGGAUGGUCACAUGUACCGAGAUGUCAUGGGCAUGGUAGUCUCGUUCGCCUCCUGCGCGUGGUACUGCCUCCAUGCCUCAAAGCCGCAUCAGGACAGCGGGGGUGGCUCGACGACCGUGGUAGUGGCAGCGGGCACUGUUGCAGCGAACGUGCCGGUAGGACACACCAUGGUUGCGCGCCAGGGAGACAGUGGUGGCGCCGCCGCUGCGAUAGUUGUUGCCGGCGGCUCGUCACCGUCUACGUCGGCAGCCAUAGGUCGCGGGCUUCUUCAGCAGCGCGAUGGACAGCCGAGCACUCGAGUGGAAAGCGCUACCAGCACAGCUGCUGAGUCUUGCUACAGCGAUGCCUCUAUGCGACCCCUGGUGAAGAGGUGGCACAAGGCGUCGAGCAGUACGCGCAGCGACGCCGUCUUCUGCGGCUGCAACGUGGUAGACAGUGACUUGCGGAACGGGUAUCUGAUCCUGGAGAUUACCAUCAAUGCGGCUGUGUUGCCGCAGUCGUUCUGGUCUCCUCGGCUGCUGCUAGACGACAACUACUGGGCCCACCUCAUGAGCUGCUUCACUGGCCGCGACGACCGACUCACGUUGGACGAGGAGCUCGAGUUCGCCUCCGAGGACGACGCAGACGACGACACCUUCACAGCCAGUGGCAGCAGCACUGACAAACAGGUGUUGUUACUGAACACCAGCGAGGGUCGGAGAUGGAAGGAGGGGGGUGAUACAGCGAACGUGAGAUCAUCGGCAGCCGCGGUGAUGGCCAUGUCAGCGGGCAGGGAGACGGGUGGCAGUACCCGCGGUGGCCCUGAGAGCGGUCGCGCUAUUGAUGACUACCACUUCCAGUCCGACUUCCGCCCUGCAGAGGUGUUCUGCCACUCCCACAGUGGCAUUACCCCUGAUGGGCGGACGCUCAUCAUCCCCACGCACAGUAACAACGUCUACUUCAAGUCCCCCGAGGUGAUCUUUCUGCGCUUCACACCGCAGCUGUUUGUGUCGACUGUGGACGAGGUCGGUGGGGUGGCGCUGGAGCCGGUUGGUCCCAAGACGUUGACGUCGCCGCAUCCUAACCACACAGCUGCCGCAGACGAUGAGGUGGCAGAGAGGCGGCCCACAGAGGUCUGCGCCUCGUAUGGGGUGUUGCACUACGAAGGAAGGGAGGCGCGCUCGAGCGUUGCUGCUGCGGUUUCACCGACUGGACGGCCGGGUGCCUUUGAGCGCUUGGAGGAGGAGGAGGAGGGCAGCAGCGCUCCGUACAUGAUUCGCAGCGGUGCUGCCGCAAGGGCCACCGCGACCACGGGCCCUGUAGAUGGUGAAGGUCAAGCGUGGGCACCUCCGCAUCCACCCGAGGCAGGCGCGAUGCGGGUCACCAGCAAGAGCGGCAGAAGCAGCAGUACUGACAGCGGGGCAGGAUCGCGUGCUAAGGUAGCAGGGGACACAACCAUGGCUGCCUCGCCGCAGCUGCCUAAAUCUGCUUGUGCGUUGAGCAGCUUGAGCGCCAGCGCCGAAGCGAUGGGGUCGACGACGGAUGGGCCGUCGCAGCGGACCGCAGUGCAGCCGGGACCGGCGACUGUAGACACGGCGUUGCCAACGGAGUCGCUUCCACCACCCCAAGACGGAACUGUUUGUGCCGCGAAGCCCGAGAGUCCAACAUCCCGACCUCGGCCACUGCGCCUGCGACCGACAGGGACAACCACGAGUUCUCCAGUGUUGGCCACAGGGACCCCGCCGCCGCCCUCUCUCCGUGUGCACACGCUACCCUUGGCAGCGGUCAGCCGACAGGAAAGCAGUAGCCUCGCCGGACUGCCGUCUCCGUCACUGACCCCGACAACCGCCACGCACUCGGGUGGACGGCACCCCGCGCACGGCCCGUUUCACCAGGACGAGGUGCCGCUGAUGCCCGGCACUACAGUGACCGUGGGGUUUGUGCAGCUGCGCAACAGUUUGCUCUUCGCGAUCAAACCAAUCAAUCCCCUCCGAUACGGUUCUGAGGAGGAGCACCGCGAGGACGCGACGGCGCUGUCGCAGUCGGCCGAGAGCGUGAGCACCGCAACAGUGCUGCGCCGCCGCUGGCAGUGGAAGCACCCCGAUAUUGCCUCCGAGCCGCAGCACCUGGCGAGCUGGACGCACUUGUGCACGUGUCGGUUGCUGCCCUUGUACGGUAGUAAGCCGGCCUACCCACGUGAGAGCUUCUACACGGUGUCACCGCACCAGUACACGGUGACGAGCCCCAGCAGCAACCACGCUGAUCCAGCUGAGGAAAACAGGCGUCUGCUAGAGUUUGUGCUGCAACGCCUCCAGCAGCAGUACCAGAUCGUUGCUGACAGCCCCGGCCUUGUCUCCGGCUCGCAGUGGCCGCGCGCUGAGCCGUCGCCAAACGCGCGGCUGGAGAUGUCACUCGGGCACCAGACGCACACGCUUAAGCUGGGCGAGACGGCCAAGACGAUUUCGGUAACGCGCAUGCUGCACCGAGGCAUGUAUAGCAAUGGGCAGGUGACGCACAUGUUGAGCUACCGCUACCUGCUGUGGAACUACCUGGCGGACGAGUUCACCACGCGUGAGGUGCACAUGGAGGCCCAGGUGGGCGAGCGCAACGCUUUCCGUUGGGAGUCGCUAGAUGGCUGGCUGCAGGAGCGGCCGAAGGCGUUUAUUCCACGCGGGCCCGACAUCUGGCUGCGCUCACGCGAGGUGGCUGUUGUGUUGCUUCCCGAGGACGCGGCCCACCCUCCGUCGUACGAGGAGUUCUGCCGCUUCAUCAGCUACAGAUUCUCAGUGCAUCUGUCCACCCAUGGCAAGGUGGUGUGGAAGUCGCACGAGGGCGGUGUAUCGUUGGACAUCUCUGAGGCGACGCCUCUCACUUUCCCUGCAACACCGCCGUUGAUGGAGGUAGCGCUCGUGCACGACAACCCGCUCACCCUCGACACACGCAACAUCGUCGACCGCGUCACUGGUCGCACCAUCGGCUUCGAGGUCCCUGUGCAAAAGAGACUCAUGAGCGUCGACAUCAGCCUGCCGCAGGAGUACAGCAGCCACUGCUGCUACUACUUGAAAGUGUCUUGGCUGGCGUGCGCCGCCUCGGUCAUCACCGACUGGUUCGGCUCCUUCAUCGCAAACGCUGCCCGCUUCCGCUUUCACGCGGUCCCUCUGGGUUGUUACUACAUGAGCCCCAAGGCGGAGUCGCUGACUUCGCAUUACGACGUGGAGGCGGCGUCGCCGGAGGAAGAGCUGGCGCUGCGUUGUGCGCUGAUGAGGCUGCUCAUAACACCGACCUACCACUACUACCCGGACACGCCAGUGCUAACGCGCAACUGCCGCCUCGUGCACUUUAGCGGUCUGUGCUGCGUGAUUGUGCCACCGAGCGCGACAACGGUGGCGCAGUGGUAUCAGAACUCAUUCGUGCGGCAGGGCUCCGUGGAGCAACUGGUGCUGCUGGAGGAGUUCAAGGAGGCGGUGGCUACAGCGCGGCAGCGGGUCGCGGACAGAGCCGCUGGUUCGGCCUCUGCUGCUGUAGCCCACCCGUCAACUGAAGACGUGUGA